Molecule: messenger RNA, 1133 nt
Organism: Vavraia culicis subsp. floridensis
Lineage: Eukaryota; Fungi; Microsporidia; Pleistophoridae
Product: thymidylate synthase
Exons: 1
Coding region: 81-1133 (350 amino acids)
Biological process (GO): dTMP biosynthetic process
Cellular component (GO): cytosol
Molecular function (GO): thymidylate synthase activity
Source: RefSeq, a predicted model, not a curated record
AUCUCGUGCUCGCAUCAGUGGGAGAUGAAGUGUGGAGGUAACAACGGAAUCUAUAAAUAGGAAGUUUAUCCCCACGGGUCAUGGAGAAGCACGAAAAUGAGAACAACACAAAUAUUUGCUCGCGUUGCAGGAACGAAAUGGGAGACGAUGGACUGGACAUUGCGAGACACGACAACAAAAAAAAUGGGACUGAGCGUGUGAAUAAGAGCGGAUCGGAUGCGAUUGAUUGUAAUGACAGCAGAAAAAGCAAGGCAAAGCAAGGAAACGUAGAAGAAAAGGCAUAUUUGAAUUUAAUUGAACAUGUGAUUGCCCACGGCAUCAGAAAGGAGGAUAGAACCGGCACGGGCACUAUUUCACUGACAGGCCAAGUUCUACGAUUCUCCCUGGAGAAUAAUGCGUUUCCCUUACUCACGACGAAAAAAACGGCCUACGAUCUGAUUUUGAAGGAGCUUUUAUUCUUCGUAAAGGCACAAACUGACAACAAAAUAUUGACCAGCCAGAAUGUGAACAUAUGGAACGCCAAUUCAACCGAUGAGUUCUUCAAACAAUACGGUAUAAACAGACCAGCCGGUGACUUAGGACCUAUCUACGGCUUCCAGUGGCGACAUUUCGGUGCACCAUACAAAACAUCCUCCGAUAACUACGAUGGACAGGGCAUCGACCAGCUGCAAAACAUAAUUGAUGAGAUAAAACGCGACAAGAACAGUCGGCGACUUAUUGUUUCUGCAUGGAAUCCCCUUUGCAUUAAAGAAAUGGCACUUCCACCGUGCCACACUAUGUACCACAUCGUGAUUCUGAACGACAAAAUAACACUCAUAUUGUACCAGCGGUCGGGUGAUAUGGGCCUGGGAGUGCCGUUCAACAUUGCAUCGUAUUCCAUUCUGGCUGCAAUGAUCGGCUACAUGACUGGGUAUGAGCUGGGAGAGUUUGUGCACGUCAUUGGUGAUGCACAUGUCUAUUCGAACCAUGUGGAUGCGCUUAAAACGCAGCUGAAGCGAGAGCCGUACGAGUUUCCAAAGCUUUACAUUCGACCAAAGAGGAAGAUCGAGAGAAUUGAGGACUUCGAGUAUGAAGACUUUGAACUGGAGGGAUACAGACACUAUGAAAAAAUAACAAUGAAAAUGGCCGUAUAA